Rhagoletis zephyria (snowberry fruit fly) is the source of this 1638-nucleotide messenger RNA. Its product is annotated as sphingosine kinase 1-like. Gene Ontology annotation, biological process: phosphorylation; sphingosine biosynthetic process. The record is from RefSeq and is a predicted model, not a curated record. Gene Ontology annotation, cellular component: cytoplasm; intracellular membrane-bounded organelle; membrane. NCBI's taxonomy places the organism in Eukaryota, Metazoa, Arthropoda, Insecta, Diptera, Tephritidae.
GGCAGCUUGGUCUCUUGUCGGCGCAUAGACGAAGAUACGGAGGUGGAAAAUGGAACGCGGAAGGAUAUUUGCGCCUAUUUGCAUAUUUAUGCUUACAUCAAGAGCGAGACGAGCGAUAAGAGUUCGGUGCGUCGCGAGCGCACAGUGCGUAUUUUGCGCUUUCGCUCAUUCGACACUUACGAGGAGAACUUGAAGGUAGCUGAACGUUGGCAACAUGCCAUACGCAUCAAUCAGUCAGCAGUCAAAAAUCAGUUGGGUGAGAAACAACUGCUUAUCUUUCUAAAUCCCAAAUCCGGGAAGGGUAAAGGACGCGAGAUGUUCCACAAACAGGUGGCGCCUUUGCUCAAGGAGGCGGAAAUGCCAUAUGAAUUACAUGUGACCGCACACAUCAACUAUGCACGCGAGUUCGUGCGCAAACACAACGAUCUAUUGCGCUGCUACAGUGGCAUAGUGGUCGCUUCAGGCGAUGGUCUAUUCUUUGAAGUGCUCAAUGGCAUAAUGGAGCGCGAGGAUUGGCGUGCGAUCACGCGUGGAUUACCUAUAGGUAUCAUACCCUGUGGCUCGGGUAAUGGACUCGCGCGUAGCAUUGCCUAUCUCUAUAAGGAACCAUACGAACCAAAGCCGAUACUAUAUGCGACGCUGACAUGCGUUGCGGGUCAGCGUGCGCCGAUGGAUAUUGUACGCAUCGAUUCGGGAAAAGAAGGUAAAUCUAGUGAAAUUUAUUCGUUCCUCUCAGUCGGUUGGGGUCUUAUUGCCGAUAUUGAUAUCGAGAGUGAGCGUUUGCGUUCCAUUGGCGCCACGCGCUUCACCUUCUGGAGCAUACGCCGGCUGAUCGGUCUACGUACUUACACAGGGAAACUCUCCUAUCUACGUUGUGAGCAGAAGAAUGAGCGCAAAACUUAUGGCAAGCUGGUUUCUUCCACAUCAAAUGAGGAACAACGUUUGCCACCAGAGGUGCAGGAAUUUCAUGACAUACCAAACCCACCGAGAGACGAAAGGCCAGACAACUCUCCUCCACUUGCCGAUGCUGAAGAGGAUGAUGAGUUUGCAGAUGCCAUUUCAUUGGAUGGUGCUAGCAACCAAUCGUACGUUGAUAGUUGGCAUUCAGCUGUAUCGAAACACACCGCCUACUUUUCUCUCGCCGCCCAAAGUUUGCGCUCGCGUCGCAGCGUAUUAAGCCGCCUUGAAACGAUCAAUUUGGAAUAUGAAAAUCGUCGGCCACCGUCUACACUGCCAACGCUCGAUCAGCCAGUGCCUACAGAUACAUGGCAUACCGAAGAGGGUGAAUAUGUAAUGGUACAUGCAGCCUACACUACACAUCUAUCCUCAGACUGUUUUUUCGCGCCCCAGUCACUUCUCAAUGAUGGCAUCAUCUACUUGGUUAUAAUACGUGCUGGCGUAAGUCGUUCACAACUGGCACAGUUUCUACUAGGUACCAGCUCAGGUACACACCUACCGAAGGAGCCAAAUGAAUAUAUUGAAGUGGUGCCGGUGCGUGCAUUCCGCAUUGAACCCUGCUCCAACAAAGAAGGUAUUAUAACAGUGGAUGGCGAACGUGUGGACUAUGGACCCAUACAAGGUGAAGUACUGCGGGGUGUGAUAAAUGUCAUGGUGCCGAGUCCAAAUUGCACAAACUAG